Messenger RNA from Sinocyclocheilus grahami, 1695 nucleotides. Its product is annotated as poly(U)-specific endoribonuclease-C. The record is from RefSeq and is a predicted model, not a curated record. Lineage: Eukaryota; Metazoa; Chordata; Actinopteri; Cypriniformes; Cyprinidae. Gene Ontology annotation, molecular function: RNA endonuclease activity. The transcript is spliced from 7 exons. The coding region runs from base 99 to 971 and encodes 290 amino acids.
GUUCUUCAAAACGAACGAAUCGUUCAAGAACAAUCCAACACGACUUCAGUGACAACCUGCUUCUUUGAACCACAAACUAAGGGGAUUAACCUGCGAAUAUGACCAAAGGACAAGGCAUCGAUCAGGAGCUCUCAGAUGUGCUGAAUGAACUGUGGAAGUUGGAUGUGAACCGCAUGAAACCUGGAAAAUACUAUAAAGUCAACCUACAGGGGAAGGCUGGCUUUGUAGCUGAAGGCAGUAAUAAUGCCAGGGACAGCGCUAGAGCUCCUCUUUUCUCCUAUGUCGAUGAAAAGAAGCUCAAAAGCAUGGAUACUUACGCCCACUUCCUAAAUCUGCUUGACAAUUAUGAGAUGUCUACAGGAGUGACUGAGCAUGUGACAAAAGAGGAGCUUCAGGAAAAUCAUCUUUUCCUGGAUGCUAUGCUCAAGACAGAGGUCAUGAAGUGUGCCCACAGGUUUUUAGUCUGCAAAGGUCUAGCUCAGUCAGAUCUGGCUCAGUUUAAGAGCCAGCUCUAUGACAUCUGGUUUAAGCUCUAUCGCAGGGACAAAAAUGGAGGUGAAGAUUCCUGUGGAUUUGAGCAUGUUUUUGUAGGUGAAACCAAAUAUGGUAAAGAGAUCAUGGGCCUCCACAACUGGGUCCAGUUUUACCACCAGGAGAAACACAAUCAUGUAAACUACAAAGGAUACAAGGCCAGAAAUAACAAGGACACACCGGACGAGGACGAUCACGUCUUGAACCUGCAGUUUAGCUGGAAUGGCCUGGUGAAGCCGGUGGGCAGUUGUUUCAUUGGCGUCAGCCCAGAGUUUGAGGUGGCUCUCUUUACUAUUGUCUUCUUUCUGUCUGAUGAGCGUGUGACCAAGGUUACAGUGAAGGUAGAUGAGUAUCUCCUUGAGAUUGUGGUGUAUAGAUUUGGGCGCUCCAUUGGAACUUCAUAUCCCAAAAUGAUCAGCAGCAACAACCGGGAUUUCUAGAUCUUGCUGCAAGGUCAUACCUUUUACGAUUUGGAAAAAAAGAGGCUAACUUGGACAAAAUGGGAUUGAUAAUCCAAAAAUCACUAUUACAGCUUGAGGUUCUUAAAUUCUUAAACUUUAACUAUUAGUGGGAAAUAUAUGUGACCAAUGUUUUAAAACUUUGUCAGAUUACAAAUGAUCUGUCCAAUUUUGUAAGGAAUCUAGUUGUACUGCUAUAAAAUUCUGCAUAAUGAUAGUUAUGUGCCAAAAAAUAGAAACUCAUCAGUUUGCAGUCAGGCCCUUAAAGUUGGUUGAUGCUUAAAUUGCUUAGAAAUGUGUGUUUAGCCUAUAAACUAUAUAAACAGCUAUUUUGCAUUAGAUGCACUAAGGUUAGUUUCAAAGAAUAUACACAUUUUUAUUGUUUUUUUUUAAUGCUAUGCUAACAGUGAUUUAUGCAUAGAAGUUUUGCAUUGACCCAAUCUAACUGCUGCAAGCUUUUAGAAAUCAUGUUCUUUUUUGUUAAUCGAGCAAGUUACAAAUCAGAAAUGAAACACUUAUUUGUAUUUUAUUUUAUGAGACUUAAGCCAUCCACACUCACUGUCAAUGGAGUGUACUUUUUGAAUGACUUGGGCGCUCAUCUGCACUAGAUGGAGUGGAAUGUGGAAAAUGGGACUUCAUAGAUGAAGAAUAUCACAUCCUGGGAACUGUAAUGCAUAAAAUUAUUCUGCACACUAAUAAUUUAGCU